Molecule: messenger RNA, 884 nt
Organism: Cylicocyclus nassatus
Lineage: Eukaryota; Metazoa; Nematoda; Chromadorea; Rhabditida; Strongylidae
Source: the annotation of a GenBank genome assembly
GUUUCAGCAAAUCACGGCCGUUCGCCACGCCCCCUCGACUACGGUAGUGUCGCCGCAGCGCUGUGCCUCAGAUGAAUCCCGCCACGCUGUCAACGGUUGGCUUCGAUUUCGGCGCUUCUGGCAGCCAGCCAGAGGCAAAUGAUCACCUUCAGAGGUUAGCUGCUAUGACCCAAGGCGUAGGCAAAGAUGAUCACGAACAAACAGCGGCUCCCUCUACAGAUGCUGCCCUCUACACAGGUGCAGCAGCCUACAUGCCUGGAUAUGCAGGUUGGCCCAACUAUUAUCAACAAUUCGGACAACCACUGGCACCGGCAGCGUUUUCCGCCUGGCCUCCACAAUGUUAUGCAGCCCCUCAUUGGCCUAACUAUGCUGCGUCAAAAAAAGGCAGACAGACGUAUCAGCGGUACCAGACCUCGGUGCUCGAGCAGAAAUUCCAGCAGUCCAGCUACGUGAGCAAGAAACAGCGCGAAGAGCUGCGACUGCAGACGAACCUCACCGACCGACAGAUCAAGAUUUGGUUCCAAAAUCGGAGGAUGAAGGCGAAGAAGGAGAAGCAACGGAUAGACGACCACGGCGAGCACGCACCGCUUCUGCCGGCGAACCCGCCGAAGACGCUGUUGGACGACGACGACAAGAAGUGGCACAUGGGUGCCGGCCAACAAACCACGGCCGCAUGGCCCCCGGCUCCCCCGCACCCCUAUCAGUAUCCCUUAUGUCCCCCUUGACGACUACAACGGGUAUUUGGCAUCGUCAUUGAGACUGACUAUUCAAUUCGAUCUAUAUUGAUUCUGUGCGGUGUGUAUUGUGUAAAGUAUUCGUGCAAUUGUGUGUUAUGUUUUCUUCAACUCGAUCGAUAUUCGAUUACCACUAGAAUUUUUCUCUCU